Messenger RNA from Adineta steineri, 3845 nucleotides. NCBI's taxonomy places the organism in Eukaryota, Metazoa, Rotifera, Eurotatoria, Adinetida, Adinetidae. The record is from the annotation of a GenBank genome assembly.
GAACAAUCAUUGACAUAUUGUGAACUCCUGUAUUAUGUUCAAGUGUUAUCGUUAACUCUUCUCAAUGAAUAUCAUGUGUUUCCAGGUGAGGUCGUGUGUCAGUAUGUUGAGAGAAGUUUGUCAAUGGUAAGUUAACUAAGACAAGUAACUACUGAUGUGAAUAUGAGAUUGAUUGUUGACUAGGUGAUUGGUAUAAUGGGAAUUGAAAUGGCUGGUGGUGUUUAUUGUGCAUUGUCACCUCGAGAUCCGGAACAUCGUUUACAUGCACUUACAAAACAAACACAAAGUCGUCUUGUUCUUGUUCAUCAUUUUACAAAAACUAAAUUCGGUAGUAGUUUUAUUUUGUUUGACAUUAGUUUGGCUUUGUCUAGCAGCAAUGCGGACAGAGAAAAUGAUAUUAAUGGACUGGAAAAUGUAUCAACUACACCUGAUCAUAUAGCUUAUAUCAUUUUCACAAGUGGUUCUACUGGAGCACCAAAAGCGAUCCAAAUUCGACAUCGAAAUAUCAGUCAGGAUAUGGAAUCUAUGAGUUUUAUUGAUGCAGUUAACAGCAAUGACAUAGUUGCACAAACUGUACGUUGUUCUUUCGACGUUCAUCUUUUGGAAAUUAUAGGAACACUCAUACUUGGUGGAACACUCGUUAUGCUUCGCCCUGAGGGAAUUUUAGAUCUUCAGUAUUUUAGUUCAGUAAUAAAAGAAAAACAGAUUACCUGUAUACAAGCUGUUCCAAGUCUAUUUCGAACCCUAUUCAGCUUUUUUAUAGAAACGUGCCAAUCAAUUCACAAUUUAUGUUUAAGAUCUCUUUGCAUAAGUGGUGAAGCUUUCACUUCUGAUCUAAGUAAAGUACUAACAAGCUAUAUAGCAGAAAAAUGUCUCAUAUGGAAUAUAUACGGUCCAGCAGAAACAAUAAAUUCCACGUUUCAACGUAUUUAUCCAGCCGCAAAGACAACAACGAUUCCAAUUGGUUUACCAAUGCCGAAUUAUCUAUGUCUCAUCUUAGACCCAUAUAUGCAAGGUGUUCUCAUAAAUGGAGAAGGCGAACUGUACCUAGGAGGAGUGGGUGUCUUUUCUUCUUACCUUGGACGUGAUGAUUUGACAUCACAAGCUCUUAUCGAAAUAGAUCAUGAAUUAUUUUAUCGAACAGGUGAUCUUGUUACAAUGGAGUCUGAAGGUUUACUCCAUUAUCAAGGAAGAAAAGAUCAUCAAAUCAAACUUCAUGGGCAAAGAAUUGAACUUGGUGAAAUCGAACGAUGUUUACUUAACAUUACAUCCAUAUCUGCUUGUGUUGUCAUAAAAUGGAAUGUUGAUUAUUUAGUUGCUUAUGUUCAAUCAUCUCAUGUCAAUGAGGCACAACUACAUCAACAUUGUCAAUCUCAUAUUCCACCACAUAUGAUUCCCUCAAUAUUCAUUAUACUUGAUAAACUACCGUUGAAUCAAAAUGGAAAAAUAGAUCGAAAACUUCUUCCCCCACCUCAAUUCUCAUCAACACAUCUCGCAAAUAGUAAAGAACUAUUACUACCGACAAACGAUAUUGAAGUUAGUAUUCAUCAUAUUUGGUGUGACAUAUUCAAACAAACUCACAUCUCAACUGAUACAAAUAUAUUUACCAUUGGUGGUCAUUCAUUGCUUACGAUGCAACUAUUCCAUCAGUACAAGAUCCACUUUCAUUUAGAACAAAACCAAAAUACUCUCUCCAUUUCUAAUCUAUUUCAACAUCCAACAAUUAUUCAUCAUGCUCAACUUGUUCAACAAUCUAUCAAUAUCAUCCUCACCCUCGAUGAUUAUCUUUGGUCACCAUUACAUCUCACUCAGGCUAGAGCAUCAUUUGCACAAGAACGUAUCUUCUUAGAUGAACAAAUUCGUUUUUCACCCAACCAAAUAACCAUAAAUAAUAUGUAUGUUGUUCCACUACUUUAUCGUAUAUCAUCUAUGAAUGAUCAUAUAUCAAUGAGUCAAUUACAUCAUGCAGUUCAAAGUGUUAUCACAAAACAUAAUAUUCUUCGAACAGCACUUUAUAUGGAUACAAACGGCCAUAUUAUACAACAUUGUCUAGAUACAAACACCAUUCCCGAUGAUCAUAUGAAAUCACAUGGAUUGACAAUCGUUAAUGUUCAUAAUGAUGAUCGACAUCAUAUGAAUGAAGUUAUUGAGGAAAUAUUAAACCAAGCUGAUUUAUUUGACUUAUCAAAAGGACACGUGCUUCGUUGUCAUAUUCUACGUCAUUAUCAUCAAUCUCAAGAUAGUAUCUCAUAUGAGAAUGAUGAUCUAUUAGGCGAAAAUGAUCACAUCUUGAUUAGUAUUCAUCAUGCAAUGUUUGAUGGAGCAUCAAUUCCAAUUUUCCUCCGCGAUCUUUCUCUUGCUUAUCAAUCUGAUGAUUCAUUAUUUGUCGAUGAUAAUCUACUGAACUGUAUAGAUUAUUCUGUUCAUGAACAUAUCAUGGAUAUGUCAUUAUCUCGUGAGUUCUGGCAUUCUCAACUUGAAGGAUAUAAUAUCGAAUGUUCAUUAUCAUUACCGUUUGAUCGACAACGUUCAUCAGCUAAUCAACAACGAUCAGGUGUAGCAUCCAUAGCUGAAAUCACUUUCGAUAAUGAAGUAUGCACAUCAUUUCUAAAUUAUGCAUCAUCACAUCAUGUCACACUAUUUCAACUUGGAUUAUCUAUAUUUUAUGUCUUUCUAUUCAAACUAACUCAUGGUGAGACUGAUCUAUGUAUUGGUUCCAUUAAUGCUAAUCGAUAUCGAAGUGAAUUAGUGAAUAUGAUAGGAAUGUUUGUAUCAACAUUGCCAUAUCGUUUAGAAAUUGAUUCUCAUUGGUCAUUUGAUGAACUUGUUAGAUAUGUACGAGAAAAAUGUUUAUCAAUUCUUGAACAUUCUCAGUAUCCAUUACAACAUAUUCUUGGUGAUAAUCAACUAAAUCAAUCGAAUGGAUCAUUUCUUGAGACAAUGUUUGAUUUUAUUACUGUAUCGAAAGAUAUGAGACAUUUAAGUUUGAGUGAUGCAAAUUUAGAACAAAUGGCAUUAGAACAAUCAGCUCAAGUGUCGAAAUUUGACUUUUCAUUAACAUUUGAAUACAAUCCAUUAUCAGACAACAAGAGAUUAUCAUGUUGUUUUGUUUGUUCACAUGAUUUGUUUGAAAAAUCAACUAUUUCAAAAGUAGCUCAAAGAUUUCAAUACAUGUUUGAGCAACUGUUUCGAAUACAACCAAGCAACAGUCCGGUGGUGAAUGUGAGUUCAUCGAUUAACAACGUCUCUUUUAUUCUUCCUGAAGAAGCUGAAGAAAUGGAAUUAGUGGUGUUUCAUCGAUUGGAGAAUAUUGUCAAUGAAGCACCAGCAUCAUUUGCACAAGCUCGUAUUUGGCUUGACGAAAGAAUUCGAUUCGAUACAGACAAGCCUCAAACAGCAAUCUAUAAUAUGCCUUUUGUUUAUCAUCUUCAAUCAGAUCAUACUUUAUCCAUUACACAACUUCGUCGUGCUCUUCAUCUCACUGUUAACAAACAUCCCUCACUUCAUACAUCACUUCAUUUCGACAUCCAAAAGAAUCUACUUAUACAACGAGUUCUUACUCAUGAAGAUAAAAAUAAUAAGAAUAAUAUGUUUUCAAUCAUCGAAACUAUUUAUGAAACAGAUGAACAACUCAAUGAAAUUUUACAUGAUGAGAAACGUAAUCCUCAUCUUUUUGAUCUUGCUCAAGGUCUUGUCUUUCGAUGUCAUAUUAUUUAUUAUAAACAAAUCUCUUCAAAUCAUCUUCUUUCCCACAAGGAUCUACUUAUCUUCAACUUUCAUCAUGCUCUAUUUGACUUUCCAUCAAUGAAUAUCUUUCUUCAUGAUCUCAAUCAAGCAUAUACAAC